Messenger RNA from Humulus lupulus (European hop), 1494 nucleotides. RefSeq lists its product as uncharacterized. The record is from RefSeq and is a predicted model, not a curated record. Lineage: Eukaryota; Viridiplantae; Streptophyta; Magnoliopsida; Rosales; Cannabaceae. Gene Ontology annotation, biological process: telomere maintenance; DNA repair. Gene Ontology annotation, molecular function: DNA helicase activity. Bases 1 to 1494 code for a protein of 497 amino acids. The transcript is spliced from 6 exons.
AUGACGUACCCAUUAAUACACCCUUAUGGUGAAGAUGGAUAUAGACUUGGCAUACCUUUGAGAGAUGUAACUGAAAGCUCUUUAAAGAGGCAAAAGUUGACAAUGAGAGUAUUUGAGAUAAAGCUAUUCCAACUAAUGCACGAUCUGAAAAAAGAACAGCCGUUUGGAAAGAUAAUUGCAUGUUUAUACAUAAUUGAGUUUCAAAAAAGAGGACUGCCUCAUGCACACAUACUACUUUUCUUGCAUUCGACAUUGAAAAAUCCUUCAGCAGACCAUAUUGAUAAUAUAAUAAGCGCGAAAAUCCCAAACAUAAAUGUUGAUCCUGAUGGUUAUAAUGUCAUCAAUAAAUAUAUGAUUCAUGAACCUUGCGGAAAACUCAAUUCAAACUCUCCAUGUAUGAUGCAAGAUAUGUGCACAAAACAUUUUCCAAAAAAAUUCAAUGAUCAAAUGACCAUCGACACAGAUGGCUUUCCAGUCUACAAAAGGAGAAAUUUAGGGUCUGAAAGAACCACUGCAACAAUGGAAUCUAUUGACACUGCCAAAGAAAUAGAUGAUAUAAAAACAUAUUUGGAUUGCAGAUAUAUCUCGGCAACUAAAGCUUGUUGGAGAAUAUUCCAAUUUGACAUACAUUACAGACAUCCAGCAGUUGAAAGAUUACCAUUCCAUUUACCUGGAGAGCACACAGAGAAAACAUGGACUAGGAGAAAAAAUGGAUUGGCAAUUGGAAGAAUUUACUUCGCGCAUCCUUCGACUGGAGAACGCUUCGAUUUGAGAAUAUUGUUAAAUUCUUUCAAAGGAAGCACUUCUUAUGAAAGUAUUAGAACAAUAAAUGGGGUGACAUAUCCUAAUUUUAAAGGUGCAUGCUAUGCUUUGGGAUUGUUAGACGAUGAUAAAGAGUGGAUAGAUUGCUUGACUGAAGCUGCAAUAUGGGAAACUGGAAAAGAAUUAAGACAUCUUUUCAUCACCAUAGUCAUUCACUAUCAGGUUUCUAAUGCAUCACAACUUUGGAAAUCUAAUUAUAUUGCAUUGUCAGAAGACAUAAAUUCAUUGCAAAGGAAGAGAUUUAGAAUGAAUGAUCUUAAGUUAAUUGAACAACAAGUUGAAGCAUACACGUUGUUUGAGAUUGAAAGUAUCAUGCUGAAGAUGGGAAAAAGUUUGAAAGAUAUAGAUGGAAUGCCCCUGCCUAAUCCAUCUUUGAUAAGAGACUCGGGUAAUAGAUUGGUUAAUGAAGAGCUUGAUUAUGACCGAGAUCAAUUAAAGAUAUUGCAUGAGAAAUCAUUUGCUGCUCUAAAUCCUUGCCGAAAAUCAGCUUAUAAAGCAAUAGUACAUUCAGUAGAGAAUGAACAAGGCAAUUUAUUUUUUAUCAAUGGACAUGGUGGUACUGGUAAAACAUUUUUAUGGAAUAUGUUGACCCUGUUUCUCGCCAACAGUAGAAAACCCAACCCAUUUUUCAUCCAAGGUCUUGGUAUUUAUAGAAGAACCAUUCCAGGAUAG